Rhododendron vialii is the source of this 2428-nucleotide messenger RNA. RefSeq names its product probable folate-biopterin transporter 2. The record is from RefSeq and is a predicted model, not a curated record. Gene Ontology annotation, cellular component: membrane. Lineage: Eukaryota; Viridiplantae; Streptophyta; Magnoliopsida; Ericales; Ericaceae. Bases 629 to 2134 code for a protein of 501 amino acids. The transcript is spliced from 5 exons.
GCUUAGCUUAGCGGAACACCAGCUGGACAAUGAAACCGCAGCUGCGAUUCCGUUUCAUUGGGGUUUGGUCAAACUGUAUUCUUCUGGUUUUGGGUACCCUUCAGCUACCUUCAACCUUCCUCCUCACGUCGAAGCAUUUGCUCUCUUAUGUCCUCAGAUAAACCUGCACUUUUUGCAUAUUCUUUAAUCUCCUGACAGAUUGGUACAAGGGCUACUUCCACAUCAUAUUGCAAGCUUUUCGAGUGUCUCAUUUGUUGGAAGUUUUUAAGUCAACUAGAUAACCUUCCAAAAGACGCAAACUUCACAAACUCAGGUGUUAAAUUUCAAGUUCUUGGAAUAGAUUUUCGAACAGCCAUUGGAGAAAUCCUCACGGGUUUUGUUUAAGGCUUUUAAGUCAAGCGAAACCCAGAACCAUUUCAAAGAUUGCAAGGUUUUUGGAGCUUUUCUUAGGAAUCCCCAUUUCAAAGAAUGUAAAUCUCUGAAAUGGAUUUUUGCGGUCCUUGAGUAUUUCCAGAUCUUUUAGAGUUACUUACUGUCAAUUAAGUGAGGUACCCAUUUCAAGAAACACUGAUUUGUGAACUGGGUCCUAGUUGACUUCUGGAAAUUUUGAGUCAGAAAGGUGUUAGUGAUGGUGGAGGAAGAGGAACUUCCGAUCUGCAGCGAUAUUAUGCAGAAAAAUGAAGCCAAGAAGGAGAUCUGUGGCUGUGUUUAUGUUCCAAUCCGUUGGUUUAGAAUGCUUGCCAGGGAAAUGCAUUGGAGUUUUGUUUUUGGAGUGGUGGUUACUUAUGGAAUAAGCCAGGGACUGGGUGGAGCUCUGAACAAGGUAGGGACACAGUAUUACAUGAAGGAUGUGCAGAAGGUACAGCCUUCUGAAGCACAGGUUUAUAGUGGAAUAACUACCAUCCCUUGGAUUGUCAAGCCUAUCUGGGGCAUCCUCACGGAUGUUGUUCCCAUUUUGGGGUAUCAUCGACGUCCUUAUUUCAUUUUGGCAGGUGCCAUUGGUGUUAUAUCCAUGCUGUUUCUAUCAUUGGACAAAGAUCUGCAUAUCUUUUUCGCUCUUUUGGCAUUAACAGCAGGAAGUGCUAGUGUUGCAAUAGCUGAUGUGACCAUCGAUGCAUGUGUGGCACAAAAGAGUGGUACUCAUCCCUUAAUCGCGUCCGACAUGCAAAGCUUAUGUGCCCUGAGUUCCUCCAUUGGGGCUCUUGUGGGGUACUCUUUUAGCGGUAUCUUAGUUCAUUUAAUUGGUCCAGUGGGGGUGUUAGGCUUGCUGGCAAUUCCAUCUGGACUUGUAUUAAUUGUUGGUGCUGUGCUUAAUGAAUCACACAUACCUGACUUUUCUUAUAGCCAGGUGAAUGAGAAGUUUAUCAGUGCAUGUAAGUCUAUGUGGACAACCUUAGCAUGCCCUCAAGUGUGGAGGCCGUGUUUAUAUAUGUACUUAUCCCUUGCUUUGAGUAUCAAUAUCUAUCAAGGGAUGUUCUAUUGGCUCACUGAUGCAACGGACGGUCCAUCUUUUUCUAAGGCUACUAUUGGCUACAUAUACUCAAUAGGUGCAGUUGGCGCCCUUUUAGGGGCCAUACUGUAUCAAUAUGGUCUCAAAGACUACCCUUUUAGGAAGCUAUGCUUCUGGACCCAGUUGCUAUUUGGUGUGUCCGGGAUGCUUGAUUUGUUUCUCGUCCUACGCUUAAACUUGAAAUUCGGCAUACCUGAUUACGUCUUCGUUGUGAUCGACGCAUGUGUUUCUGAUAUGAUUGGACGGUUAAAAUGGAUGCCUAUUCUUGUACUAAGCUCUAAGCUUUGUCCACCUGGCAUUGAAGGCACUCUCUUUGCUUUGUUGAUGUCAAUCGAUAACGCUGGAGUUCUCUCUGGCUCUUGGGGAGGAGGGCUCCUGCUCCACGUCUUGAAUGUUACUCGAACCAAGUUUGAUAAACUAUGGUUGGUGAUUUUGAUUCGGAAUUUACUCAGAGUCUCUCCGCUUUGCCUAUUGUUUUUGAUUCCCGGAGGUGAUCCCAACGCUACUCUUCUUCCGACUGAUAUACUGGACACAGAAGAAGGUGAGUCUCCGGAAACUGAAAGUAUAGAACUUGCCUUUCUUGCUGAUAAUGGUGAUGGUAAGUCUGCUACCUUACACGGCUAAUUCUGGAACCAUUUGAGAAUUCAAAACAUGGAUACAUUCGAGAUAAACCGCCUAAUUGCUCACCAGGUUGAACUUUUGAUGAAGAACUUGGGCAGAGGUCUUCUGCAUCAUUGUUUGUUGUAUCUUGUAAUUCAUUCCUUGAAUUUUUUUCUAAGUGCAAAUGGUUUUUCAUUGUUGUUGACCAAGAUACAGCUCAUAGAAAGGAAAAAAGAGAAGGGGAGAGGAAAAAGGAAGAUAUAAAAUGCUUUAUAUAACAGCUUUUGCCUUGUUUAUGCAAUUAUGUUUCUCACAAAA